This is a messenger RNA of Spodoptera litura, 938 nucleotides long. The record is from RefSeq and is a predicted model, not a curated record. Lineage: Eukaryota; Metazoa; Arthropoda; Insecta; Lepidoptera; Noctuidae.
UUGAAGUUAUAUUCUCUUUGAUGACAAUCUUGUAAUUUUAUUUGUAUUGUUUGACUUGUGUGCAACUUGAUAGAAAAAUAUUUUAAUUUAUUAGGGAAAUACGAAAAUAGUUUUGUAUUCAGUAGAUAAUGGAAGGAAAUGAAGAAACUGCAGUACCACCUGAAGGGGCUCCUGCUCCAGAAGCGGCACCUAAAGAAGAAGCUCCCGCAGUACCUCCAGAAGUACCUCCAGAAGGAGCCCCCAAAGCACCUCCUGAAGCAGAGCGUGAAGAGGAUCAUGGAGAUGAUAUAUCGAUAACUAAAAAGAAGAUUGCGGAGGUCGCUCGAACUCUGUCACAUAAGAUGUCGUCAAUCCGGAGGAUGUCGUUUACAGAUGGAGAACGGAUCGAAGUGGACAAGACUGCCUUAGAAGCUAUACUUGACGUCAGUGCUCGUAUAGCAGGCAUUCAGAAGAGGAGCAGAUUGUCAAUGAGCACGUUGGCUUUAGCUCACGAAUCUUAUAAAGACAAGCAAGCCAAAGCUAAAGAAGCUCGUAAUAAUCGUAUGGGUGGACUCAAGCAACAGCACAGAUAUUUACUAGAGAAUUGUGCGCUUAUAUUGAAUAGACCAAAUGACUUUGUCUUGGAACUAUCAUUUGGUAUCACUACUACUUUGCAGGAAGGUGUUUACGAUGCUGAUAUACAUAUAGAACUGUUAGAUAGUGCUAUUGCUGAAGGUGGCAGGAAUUGUAUAGUCCUGUGUGACGCCUUGCUUCCACCAUGUAAAAUGGAAACUGGUCGAUUCGUUCCCAAUCAGAAAGGUAAAAUGGAAAGGGCGUACUUAUCUGAUGCGUCUACUAUUGGCACGGAGGGCAAAUGUGUUGCUAUGUACAGAUUCAGGACGAAAGCUAUUGACGCUAAGAAUAUAGGAGACGUAAUUAUUCUUAAUAUUUUUACUUAA